Messenger RNA from Morchella importuna, 645 nucleotides. RefSeq lists its product as uncharacterized. Bases 1 to 645 code for a protein of 214 amino acids. The record is from RefSeq and is a predicted model, not a curated record. The transcript is spliced from 2 exons. NCBI's taxonomy places the organism in Eukaryota, Fungi, Ascomycota, Pezizomycetes, Pezizales, Morchellaceae.
AUGUCGACCACCACCGGCACCCCCAGCACCGAGACCCCCUAUCGCCAAAUCCGCGCCCUCUACGACGCCGACACAAUCACCGUCUACCAAGCCUACCAAUCCAGCAUCGCGCUGCCCGCCGUCGCCUCGCAGAAGCUCUCCGCCUCGCCCGACUUCAACCUCGAGCGCAUGACAUGGAUCAAGCCGAGCUGGACGUGGAUGAUGUACCGCAGCGGGUACUCGUACAAGAGCGAGCGGCAGGCGCACAUCCUCGCGCUCAAGGUCAAGCGCGAGGGCUUUGAGAAGCUGCUGCAGAAUGCGUCGGUGGCGUGGAAGGAGAGGAAGGAGAUCCGGGUCCAGUGGGACCCGGAGCGGACGGUGGCGUUGGAGAAGCUGCCGUAUAGGAGUAUACAGGUGGGAGUGGGGAGGGGCAUGGUGAAGGAGUGGGUGGAGGAGAUGAUUGUGGGGAUUGAGGAUGUGACGGAGAGGGCGAGAGAGAUGAAGAAGUUGGUGGAUGAGGGGAAGAUUGCGGAGGCGGAGAAGUUGGUGCCGGAGGAGAGGGAGUAUGUACUGAGUGAGGGGCUAAGGGAGGAGUUAUCGAUGAAUACAACAAAGGAAGAUGCGGAUCAGUGGAAGCUGGAGCAUGGAAAGGGGAAUAGUCAUUGA